Diatraea saccharalis (sugarcane borer) is the source of this 642-nucleotide messenger RNA. The record is from the annotation of a GenBank genome assembly. NCBI's taxonomy places the organism in Eukaryota, Metazoa, Arthropoda, Insecta, Lepidoptera, Crambidae.
GGAAAAGACUCAUUAGCUUUUGAAUGACAACAACAACAAAAAUAACCUCAAUAAUUAUUUUUUUGCUUGCUAAUUUAUGUACCGUUGUUAUCAUAUAUAAACAAUUUGUAUUUUCUUUAAUUUAUUGGCAAAGAAUGGCUUCUAAAGAAGGAGGUGAAAAAACAAAAAGCGGUUCGGGAGCGGGAGAUAAUAAAGAGAAGCGAAGGAAGGAGUCUAUCCUCGAUCUCAGCAAGUACUUAGAAAAAAGUAUUCGAGUAAAAUUUGCUGGAGGACGUGAAGCUGCUGGAAUACUAAAGGGAUAUGAUCCUCUUUUAAAUCUUGUUUUAGACAAUACCACAGAGUUUCUCAGAGAUCCUGAUGAUCCAUAUAAACUCCUUGAUGAUACAAGAGCACUUGGUCUAGUAGUCUGCAGGGGUACUUCAGUAGUAUUGAUUUGUCCCGUGGAUGGCAUGGAAGCAAUACCUAAUCCAUUCAUUACACAAGAAGGAUAAUCUUAGUUAUAUUUUAUAUUAGUACUGUAAGACAUAAAAAUAAGUACACAUUAAGAAUUCUAAAACAAUAUGUUUUAUUCAUAAAUUUUAUUUUAGAGGAGUUCACAAACAACAAAAAUAGUUACAUAUUUAGAAUUUUUUAAAGUAUUUU